Messenger RNA from Exophiala spinifera, 873 nucleotides. RefSeq lists its product as uncharacterized. Lineage: Eukaryota; Fungi; Ascomycota; Eurotiomycetes; Chaetothyriales; Herpotrichiellaceae. Bases 1 to 873 code for a protein of 290 amino acids. The record is from RefSeq and is a predicted model, not a curated record. The transcript has 2 exons.
AUGGCUGGACUAGAAGAUAUCGUCCGCAAAAUGAGCGAUGGGCGCUCUCCAAACCGUUUGAUCGGAGAGUUGGAAAAAGUCGCCGGCCUCCUACACUGCAAAAGAUGGCAUCAGUAUCAAGCCGCGGAAAAAGCCGAGGCAUGGAAAGACAUCCUAGAACAAGCUCCUAUCGAGACCAGAAGAAAUCAAAACUCUCACCACGGGAGAGGUUCUCAACGCAGCACUAGCACUGGUGGGAGACGUCGCGAAUUGAGCACCACAGAAGUGCUCGACUCAUGUCGAACCAAAGACUUGCUCGCUGAACUUUCCGACCGCCUCAGCACAAGGAGGUCGAGAAGGGUCCUCACGGCUAUUGAAGAGCUGUUGGAUGAGCAUUAUGAAGCCACCGGCGCUGAUCGCGACUCCCCCUAUCUGCGAAGGCUGGCCUCUGAAAGUGACGACGAUGAUUCAGAAACCGAAAGCGAUGACGAUCAUUCCGAAAGUGAAAGUGACGACGAUGCCUCUGAAAGUGACAGUGACGACGAUGGCGACACCGACGAGGACGAGCCCGUGCCCAGCCCAAGAUCAUCCACUUCUCGUCCAAGUCGAUCCUCGAGAACAUCCACACAAGACUCAGUACGCACACAUCGACGGAGACGAUCAGUGUCUCCAUCACCACCAGUCCGAAAUUUGUCUCCUACUGCCCCAGCAGGAAAUUCCACGUCUGCGAAUGAAUGUGGCAUCUGCCUGCAAACGAUGAAUCGAAGCAGUGACAGUUGGCGCUGUGCGACUUGUCGAAACUCUGCUCACGUUGAUUGCUUUGAUCAGUGGGUGGCGAACUCCCCAGAAACCAAUGUAAGAUGCAUUUACUGUCGUGCAACUGUUCAGACGUGA